UCAACGCAUCUAAGGUUAAGGGUAACGUGAGGCCCGAACAUGGCGGCCACUUCGCGCUCGGGAAUGCUAGAAAUUUUCACCAAAGAUGGAUGGAAACGGGUGUUAGCCACACUCGAUGACGAUGUUUUUACUCUGAAUGUGGAAGAUAGCCCUGUUGUUAAUGGCCAACCGCCUUCACCGAGCUCCCCUCCUCGUUCACCAGAAGCGAACGACCAUGUCGAACCACCGCAAACCAUAGCAGAUCAAAUCCGAACUGUUCGAGUCAUAAAACAAGAAGUCGGCGGCUUAGGAAUUAGUAUCAAAGGUGGUAAGGAAAACAAGAUGCCUAUACUUAUUUCGAAGAUUUUCAAAGGAUUAGCUGCGGAUCAAACGGAAAGUUUAUACAUAGGAGACGCGAUUUUGGCUGUAAAUGGAGAAGACCUCAGAAACGCUACCCACGACGAAGCUGUAAGGGCGCUGAAACGUGCAGGGAAGGAGGUCGAUUUGACUGUGAAAUAUGUGAAAGAAGUCACGCCUUACUUUCAUCGUACGGCGGAACUUAACGCUAAUGCUGCUGCAAAUGCAAGUACAAACGGCGAAGGACAAGCAGCUUCAGAGAGCAAACCGAAUUGUGUGGAAGUGAAGAAAAUGCCUCUCAAGUUAUGCUUCGUUACGAAGUAUGUUUCACCCAAGAUAGAAAAUCACGGUAGAACUUUCGAACUUUACAAUCCGGACGCCAGAUCUGCCUGCAUUCUGCGAGGGAAAGACACGUCGUCGGCGAGUCAAUGGUUCACGGACAUCCAUACAAAUAUAACACGGCUCAUCGCUCCAGCCAUUGAGGAGGUGAAUGACAUGCUCAGUUCUAACACAGGAUAUCGUGAAGUGCGAGCCAUGGGCUGGCUUAGUGAACAAGUUCAUCUUGGUGGUGACAGCUCCCACACAGAAUGGAAACCUGUGUUUGUUGCUUUAACAGAAAAAGACAUGUUGUUGUAUAUGGCUGCUCCUUGGUCGCGAGAUGAUUGGAGUGCACCAGUCAUGAGCCAUCCACUGUUGGCUACAAGACUUGUACAUUCAGGACAAGGUAGUGACCAAGUCCAAAAUGAACAAAUGACCUUCGGAACACGAACUGGAACUAGAAAAGGAGUAGAGGCACACAUGUUUAGAGUGGAAACUCCAAGAGAAUUGGCCAAUUGGUCACGGAGCCUGGUUCAAGGAUCUCACGAUGCUGCCACGUUGAUCAAAGAAAUUAACUGUGCUGUGACUUGGAGAGAUCAAGAGGCACGUUUAACUGUGCACUUUGAAAAUGGGUUCACCCUCACAGAUGCACGUGUAAAUGAAGGCAAUGGUCGCUCUCAGGUCUUAUGGUAUUUUCCAUUUGAGAAGCUAAAGCGCUCAGCAGAUGAUGGACAGAGAAUGUUGUGGUUAGAAUUUGGAGCAGAUGAAUCUGAUCAGGAGUUAGAUUUAGAACUUGAUCUCCAUGGCUGUCCCAAACCUGUGGUAUUUGUUAUGCACACCUUCCUAUCAGCAAAGACAACUCGCCUUGGACUUUUUGCUUGAGUUGUGUGGUGAGGAAUUUAAACUCUAAACUUCUCUACUUGGUGGUUCAGUUGAUCCUGUAGUAGUGGAGAAGUAGAUUUCCAUCACAAGCAACUACUCUUUUCUAAUAAUAUUCCAAGUUACAUCUGCAAGAUGUAUGUGUGAAUGAUAUAAGUACUAUGGUUAGAUCUGCCAAAUUGAGAUUUUGUCUUAACUUUUCACUCCAAGACUGAUGAAGAGAUAAUUUCUCCUUUCAAUAUCAAAACAAUAUAUCAAGCAGCCAAGUAAGGAGAAUUAUAUGAUCUGACACCAAAUUCUCAGAACAAACUUUAUAAGAAAUGUUUGGCAGACAGUAGGAGAAUUUUGUUGAGAUAUUGGGAGUGAAAUGGCUGAGAGAGUAAUAACUAUAGAUGUUUAAUUAGACAAUGUUGGAACUGCCCUUUUCAGCUUUUGCCUUUAAGUAAAUUUGAUUUUGUGGGGAAAAAAAAAGGUGUUGAGCAAAAUGAGAGUGGUAUUUUUCUGUUUGUCCAUUAGAAUUCCGAAAGACCAAAUGAAAGUUCUGCUAGAGGGAUUUCUGGGUUCUAGAAUAUUAUCUUAAGCUUAUUGAAUUUAUAUAAUUAUAUUCUAUUCAUCAGUUAUGGGGGAUGUAUAAAUCCCUGGUCAAAAGUUUAUAUUACUGGUUCCACUUUGAGCCAGUGAAUCUGCAAUAUUUUUUCAAAGGCCAUAGAAAUCUUGCAAGGUUUAUAAUUGUUUUUUUUUUUUUAGCACUGUGGUGUGUAAGGAUAACUUGAAUUGCCAAACUGAAGUUAACUUGCUCCUAUAAAGUUCAAUAAUGUAUUUGGAAAAAGUACUAAAAUGGCCAUUUGAGAGCAUGGGCUAUAACAGUUGGAAUUUUAUAUAGUGUACUGUGGUACUUGAGGCUGGAAUCAUUUCUGGGAUUAAAAAAAUUGGACAUUUUUCUUGCUAAUGAUUGCCACAGUUUUUUAAAGGUAUAGGAAUCAGUAGUGAGAUGAUAUUUUUUAUCAUGUAGAUGUGCUGGUAGCUAUAUUUAGUUACCAGUGAUAAUGAAUAGAUCGUUAGUUUUAGGGUUUUCUCUUUGAAAUUCUUGUCGAUUUGAAAUAUAUCAUUUCUCUGAAGGAUGGCUUUGGUUUCCUUCACUAUUGAUGAAGAUAUUUUUUAGAGAAGUGGCACCUUUGGAUGAAGAGGUGGUUGUGCAUUAUAAGCUUUUUCGUAGCAGUUAGUAGGUGAUAGAGGAUUUUUUUAAUGAAAAUAUAUCAAAUAUAUCUUAAAUUUUCUGUAGGCAUGGGGAAAUUUGUGGCAUUCUCUGUCCCUGCCAGUGUAUUGUCUUGCAGAAUGAUUACUGAUAUUUACCUGUAAGUGAUUUUAAAGAAAAUUAAAAUAGUUAUAAUUGUGAUAAUUAA
This is a messenger RNA of Stylophora pistillata, 2936 nucleotides long. RefSeq names its product beta-1-syntrophin. The record is from RefSeq and is a predicted model, not a curated record. Gene Ontology annotation, cellular component: intracellular anatomical structure; dystrophin-associated glycoprotein complex. Gene Ontology annotation, molecular function: structural molecule activity; protein binding. Lineage: Eukaryota; Metazoa; Cnidaria; Anthozoa; Scleractinia; Pocilloporidae.